Messenger RNA from Batrachochytrium dendrobatidis JAM81, 384 nucleotides. RefSeq names its product TFIIH/NER complex subunit TFB3. The record is from RefSeq and is a predicted model, not a curated record. Gene Ontology annotation, cellular component: transcription factor TFIIH holo complex. Gene Ontology annotation, biological process: regulation of cyclin-dependent protein serine/threonine kinase activity; regulation of transcription by RNA polymerase II; DNA repair. Lineage: Eukaryota; Fungi; Chytridiomycota; Chytridiomycetes; Rhizophydiales. Bases 1 to 384 code for a protein of 127 amino acids. The transcript has 3 exons.
AUGACUACUGCUGCUGGCAUAGCUGAUGGUGCUCUCGAUAACGAGAGAUGUCCAGUAUGCAAAUCAGACAGAUACUUGAAUCCUACUAUGCGACUAUUGGUCUCUCCUUGCUUUCAUAAAAUGUGCGAGUCCUGCAUUAACCGUCUUUUUCUUUCUGGUCCUGCCCCUUGUCCAAUCUGCAAAGUCACUCUACGUAAAAGCAACUUUGUGUCGCAAACAUUUGACGAUCUAUAUGUAGAAAAAGAGAUUCAGAUCCGUAAAAAGGUUGGCAGAUAUUUCAAUAAACGGCUCGAAGACUUUGCUGGCAAUCUACGGUUGUAUAAUGAUUAUCUAGAGGAAGUCGAGGAAAUCUGUAGGCUUUUUAAUCCAACUUGGAGUUUGUAA